Messenger RNA from Cottoperca gobio, 2507 nucleotides. It is a transcript of the gene b3galnt2, whose product is annotated as beta-1,3-N-acetylgalactosaminyltransferase 2. Gene Ontology annotation, molecular function: UDP-glycosyltransferase activity; hexosyltransferase activity. NCBI's taxonomy places the organism in Eukaryota, Metazoa, Chordata, Actinopteri, Perciformes, Bovichtidae. Bases 170 to 1657 code for a protein of 495 amino acids. The record is from RefSeq and is a predicted model, not a curated record. Gene Ontology annotation, biological process: protein O-linked glycosylation. Gene Ontology annotation, cellular component: Golgi membrane. The transcript is spliced from 12 exons.
AGCAGCGGAGGCAGACAUGAGGCAGUAGUGAGAGCCCGGCGGAGAGCUGCGGAGCUGAAAUGAAGCGCACACACUGAGCAGCUCACACCGUGCAGUGCCGUGCGGCUCAGGAAGAGGCUCCGCGCCGCUAAAGCUGAAGGCUGCUGCGGCUGAAUGAAGGGCUCCGUCCAUGCGGAGGCUAGUGCUCAUUCUGCUGCCCUGUGCUGUCGCCGUCCUGGUGCACUUGUGGUUGGCACAAGGACCCUCCUCCACCCCGCUGGACAACAACAAACACUCGGAUGAAUCGUUACCUUUCCAUGAAGUUUUGGUGGGAGUGCUGUCAGCGAGACACCAUUAUGAACUGCGACAAGCGAUAAGAAAGACCUGGCUGGGCUACAUCCAAGAUCACCCUCACUUCCAGUACAGAGUGGGGGUGAAGUUCAUCGUGGGCGAACAUGGGUGUCCCAUUCCAGAGGAGGACAGGGAGGAUCCGUACUCCUGCACCCUCCUGAACUUCACAAAGCCAGUGGCAGGCCAGGAUGCGGAGAUAGAGAUCGUGACAGUGUCUGACCCAUCGGUGCUCGCCCCCUCCGACGUGUCUGCCAUCGCCUUGGAUUUCAAAGUCCUCCACCCAGUAGUGAUCACCAGGCUGGGGGUAUUUCCCAGCGGGACCCGGCCCGAGCUUCAGAGCAAUGUGACGGUGAAGCUUCUCCAGCUGGACCAGGAGGAGGCUGUGGUCACCGCUCGCUUUAGUGCCAUCAGCACAGGGACCAUGGUAAACGGGGUGUGGUACAAACCAGUGGAGCAGUUCAUCUUGCCGAAGGGCUUUGAGGGGACACUGGUUUGGGAGAAUUUGGACUCUGCUGGAUUGAUCACAGUCAACUCGUCCUCUGUGCAGCUCAAUGAUGGAGGAGGUGUCCUCAAGAUCUCCUCUAUCGCAGAGGGCAUAUUGCCUCAUAGAAGUGCGCUUGGAUUUCCUGGUUUGGCUGGAGGGUUCACAUUUACUAUCUAUGAUGAAGAAGGCUUAUCGGGGCUCCUGUGGGGCCGCCCAGCCAGGAUGGAGCACCAUGCCUCCAGGCUGAGGCAGGAGGACGCAGCCUUGCAGCAGGAGAGCCUCAGGCACGGCGACAUGGUGUUCGUAGACGUGGUAGACACCUACAGGAACGUGCCUUCCAAACUGCUUCAGUUCUAUAAAUGGUCUGUUGGAAACGCUGACUUUAAUCUGCUGCUGAAGACGGAUGAUGAUUGUUACAUCGACGUGGACUCUGUAUUAAUGAAGAUUGACCACAAGGGUCUCAAGCGCAGCAAUUUCUGGUGGGGGAAUUUCAGGCAGAGCUGGGCAGUGGACCGCAUUGGGAAGUGGCAGGAGCUGGAGUACGCCAGUCCAGCCUACCCGGCGUUCGCUUGCGGCUCGGGCUAUGUGGUCUCUCGUGACCUGAUCCAGUGGCUCGCCAGUAAUGCGGAUAAACUGAAGGCCUACCAGGGAGAAGAUGUGAGCAUGGGGAUAUGGAUGGCAGCUGUUGGGCCACAGAAAUAUCAGGACCCCGGUUGGUUGUGUGAGAAAGAAUGCUACCUGGACAUGCUGUCGUCUCCCCAACACACAGCCGAGGAGCUGCACAUCCUCUGGGACAGGAAGAGAGCAUGUGGAGACCCCUGCGGUUGUCCCUGGGGCCACUAAAUCUGGUUCACACCACACUUACCAUACGGCGCUGUGGGUAACACGCACUCAGCAUUGGUUGUGAGUUCAGUUUCUGUGGUUUCUUUAAAACCCCAAACUGAGUUAUUUUAUGAUAAAAAUCAAGAGUUUUGAAAUGUGGGAAAAUAAUCUUAGAAACUUUAGAUUUCUUUGCAGGUUCUUAUUAACAAAAUACUGUACCAACAUAAUAACCAUUCGCAGCUUCAGAAUAUGUUAAACUCACAUGUAGCUGUAGCAUACUGUCAGCGUUUGUAUCAUGAACUUGUUUAUUCAAUUUGAGAUUGAAAAUGUCUUCAGUGGAACAGACAAAGUGUGGAUGAAGAUAUGUUUUUAGUAAUGAGAUAACUGACGGGGAUGGACAAGAACCAUGUGCAAUAGCAGCAUGUGAUCAUCGUGUACAGAAUCACUCGUGUAAGACUUGAGUACUUUGUAAUAUUGUAAUUAUUGGUGCUCUAAUACUUGACAGACCUAAACCUUUUGGCUUAAAAGAGAUGUUUGAUGGAAUUUUAAAGACUAUUGCUUUACAUUGCUUUAUUUUGUAAAUUAUUGUCUAAAGCUUUUCAUCCUCCUUCCCUAUUUGUAGAUUUACAAGAAGCUUUCUCAACAAUCGCACACAGUUUGUACUGUAACUGUCAUUGUGCAACUAGUGAUGUGGCCUUACUGUAUGUGUUAGGUGCCAUACUGUAUGUAUGUUAUAACACUUGUGAUAUCAACACAGAUUUGCAACACACAUUUUUGGAACGUGAACAAGCAGUCAGUGACUGAAAUGCUCACUAGUUUAACACUGGUUUUAUGAAACCCUCCUCACAGGUAAUAAAGGACACUUAAGAGA